AUGGUCAAGGAAACGAAAUUUUAUGAUCUAUUGGGCGUUUCGCCAUCGGCAUCCGAUACUGAAUUAAAGAAGGCUUAUAGAAAAGCAGCUUUAAAAUACCAUCCAGAUAAAAACGCAUCUCCAGAGGCCGCUGAAAAAUUUAAAGAGAUUUCUAGAGCAUAUGAGGUAUUAUCAGAUGAUGAAAAAAGAGAAGCGUAUGAUUCGUUUGGUGAAGAAGGUUUAUCAGGUGCUGGAGGAAUGGGAGGAAUGGGAGCAGAAGAUAUAUUUUCUCAAUUCUUUGGUGGUGGUUUUGGUGGCAUGGGUGGUGGAGCUUCUCGUGGGCCCACCAAAGGAAAAGAUAUCAAACAUUCGAUUUCGUGUACUUUAGAGGAGUUGUAUAAAGGUAGAACAGCUAAGUUGGCAUUGAACAAGACUGUUUUAUGUAAAGAAUGUGACGGUCGUGGAGGUAAAGAGGGCAAAAUCAAGCAAUGUACUUCUUGUCAUGGUCAAGGUAUGAAAUUUGUCACCAGGCAGAUGGGUCCUAUGAUUCAAAGAUUUCAAACGGUAUGUGAUGUAUGUCAAGGAACCGGUGAUAUUUGUGAUCCUAAGGAUCGUUGCGCAGCUUGUAAAGGUAAGAAAACCCAGACAGAGCGUAAAAUUUUACAAGUUCAUAUUGAUCCAGGUAUGAAAGAUGGUCAAAGAAUUGUUUUUAGCGGCGAAGGUGAUCAAGAGCCUGGUAUCACUCCAGGCGAUGUGAUCUUUGUUGUUGAUGAGAAGCCAAAUGAUAAAUUCACAAGGAAAGGUAAUGAUUUAUAUUAUGAAGCUGAAAUUGAUUUAUUGACGGCAUUAGCUGGUGGAGAGCUUGCAUUUAAACAUGUAUCUGGUGAAUUUAUUAGGACUUCGAUAAUUGCGGGCGAAGUUAUUUCCCCAGGCUCACAAAAAGUCAUCGAAAAUCAAGGUAUGCCUGUUUACAGACAUGGUGGUAAAGGUAAUUUAUUUAUUAAGUUUACUGUUAAAUUCCCUAAGAAUCAUUUUGCAGAUGAAGAAAAGUUGAAGGCAUUAGAAAGUAUUCUUCCCCCAAGAUCUAAGGUCACUAUACCAAAGGGUGUGGAAGUUGAUGAUUGCGAUUUGGUGGACGUAGACCCUAGGAAGCACACUGCUGGAAAUAGACGUGAUGCUUAUGAUUCUGAUGAAGAAGAAGGUGGUGCUGGUCCUGGUGUUCAAUGUGCUUCUCAAUAG
This is a messenger RNA of Priceomyces carsonii, 1218 nucleotides long. RefSeq names its product type I HSP40 co-chaperone (gene YDJ1). The transcript has a single exon. Lineage: Eukaryota; Fungi; Ascomycota; Pichiomycetes; Serinales; Debaryomycetaceae. Gene Ontology annotation, molecular function: Hsp70 protein binding; ATP binding. The record is from RefSeq and is a predicted model, not a curated record. Gene Ontology annotation, cellular component: cytosol; nucleus; cytoplasm. Gene Ontology annotation, biological process: response to heat; protein refolding. Bases 1 to 1218 code for a protein of 405 amino acids.